UCCGUGCAUCUUUAUUUCAAUCAAAUCAUCAUCAUGACUACUACGGCUCCAGUUCCAAUGGAAGUAAAUGAGCAGGAUGAUGCAGUGGGUGAAGAAGUGUUACGUAUGUCCACUGAUGAAAUUAAUAGUCGCACAAGGCUUAUGGAUAAUGAAAUUAAGAUCAUGAAGAGUGAAGUUAUGAGAAUAUCUCAUGAACUGCAAGCCCAGAAAGAAAAGAUUAAAGAAAACAAUGAAAAAAUUAAAGUUAAUAAAACAUUACCAUAUCUUGUCUCCAAUGUUAUUGAGCUUCUUGAUGUUGAUCCUCAAGAACUUGGAGAAGAGGAUGGUGCUAAUGUAGAUUUGGAUUCACAGCGGAAAGGAAAAUGUGCAGUGAUAAAAACCUCAACUAGACAGACUUAUUUCUUGCCUGUGAUUGGUUUAGUUGAUGCUGAAAAACUGAAACCUGCAGAUUUAGUUGGUGUUAACAAAGAUUCAUAUCUUAUCUUGGAAACCUUACCACAAGAGUAUGACUCUCGUGUCAAGGCUAUGGAAGUGGAUGAAAGACCAACUGAACAGUACAGUGAUAUAGGUGGAUUAGAUAAGCAAAUUCAAGAGCUUAUUGAAGCUGUUGUUCUGCCUAUGACACAUAGAGAGAAAUUCGAAAAUUUGGGUAUCCAACCACCUAAAGGUGUUCUUUUAUAUGGACCUCCUGGAACAGGAAAGACAUUAAUGGCUCGAGCAUGUGCUGCUCAAACAAAAUCGACUUUCUUGAAAUUGGCUGGACCUCAACUUGUACAGAUGUUUAUUGGUGAUGGAGCUAAGUUGGUCCGAGAUGCAUUUGCUUUAGCCAAAGAAAAGGCACCUGCAAUUAUAUUUAUUGAUGAAUUAGAUGCUAUUGGUACAAAACGAUUUGACAGUGAAAAAGCUGGUGAUCGUGAAGUACAGAGAACUAUGUUGGAAUUACUGAAUCAACUUGAUGGAUUUAGCUCAAGUACAGAUAUUAAAGUUAUAGCAGCAACAAAUAGAGUGGAUAUACUUGAUCCUGCUCUUCUCAGAUCUGGUCGAUUAGAUAGAAAGAUUGAAUUCCCUCAUCCUAAUGAAGAAGCUAGAGCUCGUAUAAUGCAGAUUCACUCCAGAAAGAUGAACGUAGAUCCUGAUGUAAAUUUUGAAGAAUUAGCCAGGUGUACAGAUGAUUUUAAUGGAGCCCAGUGCAAGGCUGUUUGUGUUGAAGCGGGAAUGAUUGCUUUAAGAAGAGGAGCAACUGUUGUAACUCAUGAAGACUUCAUGGAUGCGAUUUUAGAAGUUCAAGCUAAAAAGAAAGCUAAUUUGAACUAUUAUGCAUAAAUAUGUCAUUUAUAAAAUAACUCACCGUAUAAAAUGUUUCGUGUUCUCAUGUUUUGGUUUUUCCAUAUCUGUGGAAUAAAUGGAAUUCUAUUUUCAGCUUGGUGUAUUUCUACUUCAUAUUUGAUUGUUACAUCUGUGUAGUUUUUACUAUAAUAAAAUAGUUUAUAACAAUAGUA
This is a messenger RNA of Argiope bruennichi, 1499 nucleotides long. RefSeq names its product 26S proteasome regulatory subunit 6A-B (gene Rpt5). Gene Ontology annotation, cellular component: proteasome regulatory particle, base subcomplex. NCBI's taxonomy places the organism in Eukaryota, Metazoa, Arthropoda, Arachnida, Araneae, Araneidae. Gene Ontology annotation, molecular function: proteasome-activating activity; ATP hydrolysis activity; ATP binding. The transcript is spliced from 13 exons. The record is from RefSeq and is a predicted model, not a curated record. The coding region runs from base 34 to 1323 and encodes 429 amino acids. Gene Ontology annotation, biological process: proteasome-mediated ubiquitin-dependent protein catabolic process.